CCCAAGGCCCCACAAAAAACCAAGAUAAAAUCAAUUUUUUUUUUCAAUUCCUUUUCUUAAGUCUUCACUCUUCACCAUCCUCUUUUUCUAUAAUUUCUGUAAGCUGCGAAUCAGAAAAGCUAACGCCAUGGUGUUGUACAUGAGGCAAACACCCAUGUUCUUGGUGAGCUUCAUAAUCUGGUGGUCAUGGUGGGGCGGCGGCGUGGCGGCGGAGCCGCAGACGAACCUAGUGACGAUGGGGUGCAGCAUAAUCAACGUCACCGGCGUCACCGUCUUCCGCCAGAACCUAAACGCAACUUAUCAAAAUCUGAGAGCUCAGAUUGGGAACCAAAGCAGUAAUCACCACUUCGCCACGGGACAGGAGUUGAAGGGGAGCAGCCCUGCCUUUGCCCUGUUUCAGUGCAGAAACUACCUCGCGGUCAACGACUGCCUUGCUUGCUUUGACCUCGCCGUCAUUCAGUUGCGCAGGAACUGCUCCGCCGUCUCCAACGGAGCCCACGUCAUAUUUGAUGGCUGCUUUUUAAGAUACGAGAGCACUACCUUUUUUGACCAGAAUACAUACCCCGCAAACAAUGUUGUAUGUGGGAAUGAAGUAAAGAACUCCACUCAACUUGCUUCUACCGUUCAACAAGUGCUAACAAAUCUGGACAUAGUAACACCGAGAAUCACUGGUUUCUUUGCGGCCACCAAGACGCCAGUUCCUAACGACAGCCGCCACAACACAUCUUCAAACAUUUAUGCCUUUGCUCAAUGUGUUGAGACUCUCUCUCAAACAGGCUGCCAAGAUUGCUUGAAAAUUGCCUUAAGAAAUUUUCAGCUCUGUCUUCCAAACUCAAAUGCAAAGACCUUUGACUUUGGCUGCUUCAUGAGAUAUUCCACCACUCCCUUCUUUGCUGAUAAUCAAACUAUUGAUGUCUACCAAUUUUUGCAACAAGGACAUUCAAACAAGAAGAAGGCCAUUAUUGGUGGAGUUGUUGGAGGUGCAUCAUUUAUUUUGAUUCUCCUUGCAAUAUUUUCUUUGUAUAGGCAACGAUCGAACUCAUCCAAAAGAGUUCAUAGAGGUGAUAUUUUGGCAGCAACUGAGUUAAAAGGUCCAAUUAACUAUAGAUAUGGAGAUCUAAAGGCAGCGACAAAAAGUUUUAGUCAAGAAAAUAAACUAGGAGAAAGAGACUCUUGUGAUGUGUACAAGCCUUUUCUGCCCAAGACACUACAAGUAGUAGCGUUUCUGGUGUAAAAGAUGGUGUUUCUCCCCAACACACCAAUACUAAAACAGCCCUUCUACCAUCUUUAGUGCAUAACAUAUAUACGAGAUGACAUCAAUAGAGGAACAUGAGAUAAUUGAAGGUUAAAAAUGAAAGUACACAUUAUAUUGAUAUGUAUAUACACAAUAAACAGUAUGCACACGAUAAUCAAUCCUAAUUGUAAAUGAUGUUCUAUUUUAUGUAUUACAUUAAUGGAUAAAAACAACUAAAUUUUAUGUUGCAUAUUCUUAAAUAUGUAUGUGUUUAUAAAACUAUAUGAUUCGUUGUGUAGUUGGUGAUCAAUGUAAAGGAGCAAUUGAUAAUUAAGACAAUUAAAUAAUAAAAGUCAAAUGAAUAAGAUCAUCUUGAGAUCUUUGAACAUAUUCGAGGACUACCCAUGAAUGGGGAUAUCACACUGCUUAUUUUGCAAGAAAUAUUAAUCAAAUGAUUUUGAAUCUCCUAAAAUAUUUUCUGAAUAUAAAGAUACAUUUAGAUGCUCAAGAAUAUGAGAGAUAGUAUACAGGGUAUCAAAAUUCGUGUAGACUCAGAAUAAUAUCCUCCUAGAUAGGUAAUAAUUGUUUCGUAAAUAUAAGAGGUAAGCAUUCAAGUAAUUUAUUUUAAGAAAAAAAACAAAAAAUGAACUUUUUAUUUUGAAUAGCUCAUCGAUGAAUGUAUUCCUAAAUGACAAUGAAAAUGUUGUGAACUAAAUUCAAAUUUACAUGUAAGUCUAGAAAAGAUGCUGUUAACAUUACAUGAAAACGGUACAAUUGUGCAGGUACAUUCUAGCAAUUUCUGAUAUUACAUCUCCAAAACUUUGGUUGAUCCGUUGAAGUUGUAGCCCUUUAAGUUAGUUUAAGUAUCGUACAAUAUCAUUAAAGCUAGUUCAAAUGGAUGUACUACAUUUAAUCCUAAAUCGAUAUAUGAUUGCAUUGGUGUGCAUUUAUGUAUUUUAUAUUUACCCAGAAAAAAAUUAAAGAAAAAGUUGCUUAAAAUAAUUUAAUUAAUGUUUCAUCAAUAUGAUAUUUAAAAAGUAUGUUGAAUAAAAUUUAUUAACAUGAAUUAAGUGCAAGUUAUGAUUUUAUAAAACGGCGCAGCUAGGGUCUGCGGAACUUGGGGUCGGCGACCUAAUCGCUCAACGAUCGACGUAGCUUCUAGUUUAGACCAAUUUGCCUCUUCUUCCUACAGCGAACAAGCAAGGCGCUGAACUUUACAGGGUUGAGGAUUGUAGCCUGGUUCGUUUGAUACAGGUUUCGUGAAGGAAGCCAAUCCAAUAUGGGCGACGUUAAUGAGAUGGGGGAGAUAAAUAGGCUAGUAAGUAGUAAAUGCAUAUGGAAGAAUGGAGAUGGAGGAGGAAGAUGAAGCCAUACUCGUGGCAGCUAAAACAUCAAAGAUCGUGGAGGUAGGGCCGACCUUGGUUGGAACAGUCACUUCUGAAAAGUCGGUACAUUUUUCUUUUUUCCGUGACACUAUGGCCAAUGUGCGGAAGCCUACUAGAUGUGUUACUAUUACUGAGAUAGGUGCAUGGAGAUACAUGUUUCAAUUUUAUAAUGAAAAUGAUAUGAUACGUGGGUUAGAGGAAGGGCAGUGGACUUUCGACCAGAAUCUAAUUGUGCUUGCUAGGUUAAAGCAAUGUGAUCUGUUUUGCAGAUUCCGUUGAAUAAGGUUGACUUCUGGUUACAAGUUCAUGGCGUACCAAUGGGAUUUUUUCCAGUUGAAAAUGCUAUAAAAAUUGGGAAUUUUGUAGGGAGUUUUAUCAAGGUGGAUGAACAGAAUUUCUCUGUGGAAUGGAACCCCUAUAUGAGAGUAAGGGUUAGUAUUGACCUGAACAGGCCGCUGAAAAGGAAACUGUUUCUCCAAUCAGACAAAGGGGAAAGUUUUUGCGUUAAAUUUAGAUAUGAAAAACUGCCUAGUUUUUGUUUUGCCUGCGGAGUUAUAGGCCAUGCAGAAAGGUUCUGUCCGUAUUACCCUGAUGGCAAGGGCAAGAGUGGAGGCUUUCGCUUUGGACCCGAACUAAGAGCUUCAAAAGGAAACACAUCUGGGGGGGGGGGGGGGGUAACAAAUGGCUAGUUCCAGUUGGGAAAGGAAAAUGAAAAGACGAAGAAGAGGUAUUAGGGAUCACUAGUUCGGAUGCAGAUGGUAGACUGCAACAGGAAAAGGACCAUGUUCAGUCAGGAGAUAAGGUGGAGCAGAAGCGCAGACGUGUGGACCAUGAGGAACAUAAAGCAACACAUAAGAAUAUGGACGUGGAGACGAGCAUAACAAAAAACGGGGAGGGGCGAGCUACAAUGCCCGUCUGUCAGGCAAAUAGAAGAUGAGCUGGGGAAGGCACAAGGGAUGGAAGUUUACAGCAUCCAUCACCUGGAAAGUUAUUUUUGUUGCACUUUUUUCUAUUUCAGAACUCAGUUGUCUGUUGGUUUUUUAUUUUCACUUACAAUAAGGGUGUGGGUAUGGUAGGUUGUUUUUUUCUGAGCAGACUUUUUCUUGAUGGAGGCAAUCAAGCUGUCACAGCCGUUAAUAGCUUCUUUGCUCUCACCGUUUCAGCGAUUAGUCUCGCUCUUAUUGGGAUGGUCUAUUCUAUGUCAGAGCAUGAUGUGAGGGGGCCGAUGGGCUUUUGGUAUUGUGGGUAUAGUGGGAGUACUUGGUUUUGGAUCUCGAUUGAUGUAAUGACUCUUUUGGUUCUAAUAUAAGUUCUUUCCUU
Messenger RNA from Cuscuta europaea, 3939 nucleotides. The record is from the annotation of a GenBank genome assembly. Lineage: Eukaryota; Viridiplantae; Streptophyta; Magnoliopsida; Solanales; Convolvulaceae.